AUGGCUAUGAAUUCUUCUAGUGCAUCCAAUGCAAACACCACAAACAAUAUAUGUGGUUCAUUGCCUUCUUCUGCGCAAUCUAGGGAUCCGGCAUGGGAAUGGGGUGAACGCAAAGACCCAGAAAAUCCAAAUAUUAUUACCUGUUUGUUAUGUAACAAAUUAAUCCGUGGUGGUGGAAUCACAAGGCUUAAGGAGCAUCUCGUAGGAAAGUCAGGGAAUACUUCACCAUGUCCGAAUGCAACCACUUCUGUUAUCAACAAAGUAAAUCAGUUGUUUGCUGUAAAGAAGACCAAAAAUGCUCAUAGGGCUAACAUUGAUUUAGCGUACCAGCGUACAUUCAAAUCUGAUGAAGGCUCUGAUGUUGACACAGAUGUUGGGGAACAAGAAGUUGAAAUUGAUGGCAAUGUUGGCAGUGGUAGUGGUGUUGUUUUACAUGUUCAAAAUCAGACGAAGAGAAAGCGAAUAACCCAAAGUAAUACAAGAGGUCCUAUUGAUUUAUAUAUGAGGACAGAUCACAAGAAAACUCAAAAGGUCACCGCUGAAAGGAACUGUGCAGUGAAAAAGAAGUUAUUGAAGACUGCAUGGAAAUGCAUAUCAUCUUGGAUGACUGAGAAUUCAGUGGCAUUUAAUACCGUUCGUUGCCCAAGUUUCAAAGAAAUGAUCUUUGCAAUUGGUGAUUACGGGAAAGGUUCAGUAUUUUUGAAGUCUGUGGAUGCCUCAGAUAGAACCAAUGAUGCUGAUUUCAUUCGUAAGCUUGUAAAGGAGGUAAUUGCUGAUGUUGGUGCAGAAAAUGUGGUUCAGUUCAUUACUGAUAAUGGUUCUAACUUCAAAAAGGCAGGGAAGGACUUAAUGCUUGAAUACCCACAUAUAUUUUGGACUCCUUGUGGUGCUCAUUAUGUUCAGUUGAUGCUAGAAGAACUUGGUUCCAAGCUUCCAAGAAUCAAGACAGCCGUCAUACUAGGUACGAGACUAGUUACAUAUAUUUAUGCUCAUUUUCAAGUAUUGAGCUUAAUGAGGGAGUUGACUGGUGCAGACUUACAUAGGUCUACAAAAACUAGAUUUGCAACUCAAUAUUACACACUAGAGAGUCUUCAAAAGUAUAAAACUCCUCUGCAAAUGGUGUUUGUGAAUGAUAGGUGGGUAAAAACUAGGUUUGCAAGAGAAAAUUUGGGAGUAAAUGCACUUAAAAUUGUUACAAGUAUCAAAUUUUGGGAAGAUGUCGAUUACUCUCGUAGGGUGCUAAAGCCUUUAGUUAAGGUAGUAAGAUUAGUGGAUAUCGAACGCAAACCUACAAUGCCUUCUUUUUAUGAGGCAAUGAGAAUAGCAAGGGAUCAACUUGAGAAGAAUUUGGGUGAAGAUAAUGAUACUUGGGUUAUAGUUAAGGCUGUUUUUGAUAAGAGAUGGAAGAAUAACUUUAAUCAUCCUCUACAUUGUGCGGCUUAUUAUCUAAAUCCUUCCAUAUUCUAUAAGAUUCCAGCUCAUUUGAUGGAUAAUGGUCCAAAGUACAUAGAAAUCAAAAGGGGACUUCAUACAGCUAUGGAAAAGCUUAUAACCAAUGAAGAUGAACUUGAGAUGGCAACAACUGAAUUGAGAAUGUACAACGAUGCUUAUGGAAUCCUAGGAAGUCAGACUUGCAAAAAAAGAAGAGACAAAGAUCAACCUCGUAAGUUUUCCUGUACUCGUCGUUAUAAAGAAAUUGCAGAAUAUAAUGAUGAUGGGAAAGCUCGUGACCCUAUUUUUCUUGAUGAGCAUGAUGAAAAUGAUGAAUGGUUGGAUCCACAGAACUUACAUGACUUGGCUGUAGAAGGUGAUAAUGUAACUUUGGAUGAUUUGCAAGAUAUUCUUGGCGAAGAAAGUCGUCCAGUUGAUAGUAGAGGUGCAUGUAGCUCUCGAAGCAAGUCUACUUACCCAACUGAUUCUGAAUAUGAUGGCUAUGAUACUGAUCAAUUGAUGUUAGACACUGAUAAUGGACUACUUGAUGGAGCUAAUGGAGCUACUGAAGAUGAUGAUAUCUAUUAUUUAGAAUAA
This is a messenger RNA of Papaver somniferum (opium poppy), 2028 nucleotides long. RefSeq lists its product as uncharacterized. The transcript is spliced from 3 exons. Gene Ontology annotation, molecular function: DNA binding. The record is from RefSeq and is a predicted model, not a curated record. Bases 1 to 2028 code for a protein of 675 amino acids. Lineage: Eukaryota; Viridiplantae; Streptophyta; Magnoliopsida; Ranunculales; Papaveraceae.